GUUUAAAUGAGAUGACGAAUAAAAAGAGUGGUUUCUACGAUGUCUAAAUAUAAUAAAAAAAGACAUCUGUAAAUAAUUAUGGUAGGAUAUAAAUAAGUGAAAGAUGCUCAGAGCUUGGAUUUAAAGGCAAAGGUCAGUGAGGGAUGAGUAUCUAUUGCUGUGUGGUCUUCUGGACACUGGUGGUCAUCUUCUUCAAUGUACGAUCUUCAAAUGGAGGCUAUACAUUUCUACAGACAUUGUUGGAUUCUAAAUGGAUCAACACAGAAAACAGUAUCAUUACAGACAUGGAUGAAUCAGAUCUAAAAAACCCGUGUUGCUCGUUUCCGUGCGAGAAUCGCGGUGUGUGCAUGGUGACUGGUGUCGGCAGCUAUACAUGUGACUGUGAAAAUACCGGAUUUUAUGGACAAACAUGUGAAAAACCAACGUUCUGGAAGCGAGUGGCGUCUAUGCUUAAACCUGAUCCGGAGUGGCAGCAUCUCUUACUGACGGAGAAGAAACAUGCCUGGAUUUGGAAAAUUGUCAACUGGAUAACGCCGCUUUCAGAUGCCAUCAUGAAAAAGAUCUACCUACUGCGAGGGUCCAUGAUUGAUUCUCCGCCAUUGUACACAUCGGAACAUGAUUACGUGACCUACGAGGCUUUCAGUAACCGAUCAUACUUUGCACGAGCCCUCCCGCCAGUCCCUAAAGACUGUCCUACCCCACUUGGGGUUGUUGGUCCGAAGGAGCUACCCGACGCAGGUGUUAUUGUGGAAAGACUCAUGAGGAGAACUCAUUUCAAACCUGGACCCAUCGGAUCUAAUGCUAUGUUUACGUUCUUCGCACAGCAUUUUACGCAUCAGUUUUUCAAGACGGACUUUAAACGAGGGCCAGGAUUUCAGUGGGGUGGACACGGGGUGGAUGUUUCGCACGUGUAUGGUAAAGACAAACAGGUUGAGAAUACUUUAAGAAGUUUUGAAGACGGACAGUUGAGAUUGCAGACAAUAAAUGGUGAAACUUGGCCACUUCAUUUAAAAGACGCUGACGUUCCUAUGUCGUACCCACCAAAUGUUCCGCAGGAAAUCCGUUUUGCCCUUGGCCACAAAGACUUUGGGCUCCUCCCGGGUCUGUUCAUGUACGCGACGAUUUGGAUGCGGGAACAUAACCGGGUCUGCGACGUCCUCAAGGGGGAGCACCCUGAGUGGGAUGACGAACAAUUGUUCCAGACAGGAAAACUAGUCAUUCUUGGUGAAACCAUCAAAAUCACUAUUGAAGAUUAUGUCCAACAUUUAAGCAACUACCAUUACCAACUAAAGUUCAAACCGGAACUACUUUUCGGGGAAUCUCAUCAGUAUUCAAACCGAAUUACUGCCGAAUUCAACCACAUGUAUCACUGGCAUCCAAUAAUGCCGGAGACUUUCAACAUAUCAGGAACUACUUAUGGUGUAAAGGAUUUCCUUUUCCGUCCCGAUAUCGUUGUAAAACACGGAAUGCGAGAUUUCGUCAACGGAUUGGUCAACGAAAGAGCUGGGGCUUUCACAACUAAUAACCACAAUGAGUUCACGCUACCCGUGGCUAAGCAGACAAUUCAACAUGGCCGCACGUUGCGAUACCAAUCCUUCAAUCAGUAUAGGAAAAGAUUUGGGCUUCUGCCGUAUAAAACUUUUGAGGAUUUGACAGGUGAGACAGAGAUAGCUCAUCAGCUUUCAGAAUUGUAUGGCGGAGAAAUAGACGCUGUGGAGUUCUACGUCGGCUUAGUCGCUGAGAAAACUCGUCCAAACGCCAUAUUUGGUUCGACAAUCAUUGAGCUAGGAGGGCCGUUUUCUGUGAAGGGACUUAUGUCGGCUCCGAUAUGCUCAAAACAGCAUUGGAAACCAUCAACUUUCGGGGGCGAUGUUGGUUUUGAUCUGGUGAAAUCCGCUACAUUGGAAAAACUGUUUUGUCAGAAUAUAGAUGACUGCCCACAUAUAUCCUUCAAUGUGCCCUAUUCCAUAGAUAGUGAUAUCCAGACAGAGCAAGAAGAUUUAGAUAUCUCCAAAUUUGAUAGUAUUGUAACUAAGAAGGAAGAUUUGUAAUGGAAAUGUCGUUUUGCAGUUGUUUGGUAGCUGUAAAAAACGUAUCAUGGUUGUUAUUUGUCUUUCAUAUUUGUGCACAUAUCUUGAUUGUUUUGAAUUAGUUUUGUAUAAAAUAAUGGCAUUAAUUCUUGAAACUUUAAAAUGGUUUGUUGCGAACAAUUAUAUAGCGAAGCAGUUACCAUGGUUACCAGCCAUUGCUUAAUUGUUUAGAUUUAGUUUUGUAUAAAAUAAUGGCAUUAGAUUUUGAAACUUUAAAAUAGUUAGUUGCUAACAAUUAUAUAGCAAAGCGGUAACCAUGGUUACCGGCCAUUACUUAAUUGUUAGAUUUAGUUUUGUACAAAAUAAUGGCAUUACAUUUUAGAACUUUAAAAUAGAAAGUUGUUCACAAUUAUAUAGCAAAGCGGUAACCAUGGUUGCCAGCCAUUACUUAAUUGUUAGAUUAAGUUUUGUACAAAAUAAUGGCAUUAGAUUUUGAAACUUUAAAAUAGUUAGUUGUGAACAAUUAUAUAGUGAAGCGGUAACCAUGGUUACAGG
Mya arenaria is the source of this 2585-nucleotide messenger RNA. Its product is annotated as prostaglandin G/H synthase 2-like. Gene Ontology annotation, biological process: response to oxidative stress; cyclooxygenase pathway. The coding region runs from base 144 to 2051 and encodes 635 amino acids. Gene Ontology annotation, molecular function: prostaglandin-endoperoxide synthase activity; peroxidase activity; oxidoreductase activity, acting on single donors with incorporation of molecular oxygen, incorporation of two atoms of oxygen. NCBI's taxonomy places the organism in Eukaryota, Metazoa, Mollusca, Bivalvia, Myida, Myidae. The record is from RefSeq and is a predicted model, not a curated record. Gene Ontology annotation, cellular component: neuron projection; cytoplasm. The transcript is spliced from 12 exons.